This is a messenger RNA of Homarus americanus (American lobster), 3612 nucleotides long. RefSeq lists its product as uncharacterized. The record is from RefSeq and is a predicted model, not a curated record. The transcript has 5 exons. NCBI's taxonomy places the organism in Eukaryota, Metazoa, Arthropoda, Malacostraca, Decapoda, Nephropidae. The coding region runs from base 1 to 2136 and encodes 711 amino acids.
AUGUAUUAUAAUAUUCUGGACAAAUGCAGAGAUAACAAUAACGUUACAACGGCAAGGGUACAGUACAGUUCACCAUCACUAUCCAGGCUGUACUGUGACGGGAGACUGCUGUCAUCAGUCCUGACGACUCUCCAAUACAAGGACGAUCUCUCCUUCCAUCUGGUGUUGUGGUUUUCAGACACGGGCGUGGACAGCGGGAGCUGCCGCUUACGUGGAUGGUGUGGACGCGCGUGGUGUGGACGUGCGUGGUGCUCCAGGGAGACGCGGCAGGCGGCGGUACAGCUGGUUCUGCUGUGUGUAGCCUCCUGCUCUUGGACCUUGCUGCUUAUCUCCCUCACCCUCACUUCCACCACUACACCUGUUCACAGGCACGUGGUGGAGGUGGUAGGGGACUCCGGACCUCAGUGGUCGGGUGGGAGUGCUGGGGCAUGUGAGGAAUGUCUCACCCGUCGAGGGCCUCCCCACACCUACUGGCGGGUGUUCGAGCGACCACUGCAGCAAGUAGUGGCCGCCCUGGACCGCCUGGACCGGCCCUUGGCGCCCCCCGCACUGCGCGCCCACCUGAUGGGCACCAGGACCUUGCUACGUCACCUGGCCUCCGCCCUACACCUACGUGUGAUGGACUACGUUGAUGAGGACACCAACAAAGACGACACGAAGGCGGCAGUGUUGGCUGCGCCCGGUAAGCCAAAUGGACGCUUCGCCUGCCAAGAACAGUUCUUGGGCUCCAAAGUGGGAUACCCGCGCUAUAUACAAGGGUUCACUCGCGUUAACUGCUCCGCCCUACCACUGCGGGAGGUUGUGACGGCCGUUGUAUGGGAUGUGGAGCAUAAGCACCUGGUGAGUCUACUGUCUGACUUUAAUCGUUUAUAUCCUGGUCUGCCUCUUCUUCUGGUCACGGACGCGUUAGUGCAGAAUCGACAAAACCUGAUAAUAGAAAGACCCACACCCUCAAUAACACAAGCGCUUACCAGAAUCUUGACUCACGUAACUACACCAUACGUUCUUCUUGCUCCGCGCUUAUCCCAGUUGAGUGGCCAUUCACGUCUGGAAAGAUUGGUGUGGGUGGCAGAGUGGGCGAGGGUGUGGGCGGUGGGUGGUUCAGUGCGGGGUGUGGAUGGACGAUGGCGGGCGGGGUGCCUGCAGGCAAGGGAGGCGGGCGGGCAGUUGGUGUACAAGCGGGGAUACGACGCCUCAAUGUACGAGUGUCAUCUGUGCCACACGCUAGAGGGGCCAAUGAUCAUGCGGACAACGACCCUGGCCACCCUGGACUGGUCAACACACAAAGCAUCACACCACCUGCUUCUCCCAGAGCUCUUCCUGGAGAUUCACGCUGGUGCAGCGCCUCACCAACAUGCGGCGGCUGUGUGUCCAGACUCCAUGUUCUUGGUAGAGUCACUGGAGCCCCCGUGGGAAGUGGCAUCAAAAUCCCGCCACCAGGAGCGGGAACUGAGGCGGGUUGCUGCCCUCUGGCAACCCUUAGCCAAGCGGCGGCACCUGGCCCGCCUCCAGCUGCCGUCAGGAGUCAACAUUAACUACCCUUGCGACUUUCUGACCGCCAUCCGCCCGACAUACGUCACACACACCUUCCCCACGCCCACGGACAAGAUCACCACGGCAGCAUGGGCGUGCGAAAGACGGGAGGUCACUGCUAUACUCUCGAGUCUCCUUCAGGCGUGUGAUAACCUGCAGAUAAAGUGCUUUUUGCUGGACCCAGCCCUCUCAGCUGUACUGAGGGGCGGCGAGGUGCAGGGGGUGAGGAGUAGGAGUGUGGACCUGGGCGUGGCGGAGGGGAAGGUACUGCCUCGGUUACAACGCCUGGCUAACAUCACUCACAUCGGCGCCUCACUCGAAGGCGGGUCGUUGCGGAUCGAGGGACGAUGGUGGGCGGUGACCGUCACGCCCACACAGCCUACCCAAAACGCCCACUGGACCAGGGUGGAGGUGGUGUCGGGGGUGUGGACAUGGGCGCCGUUAAACGCUAGUGAAGGAUGGGCGGCAGCGGGUGGGCGUACGGACACCCUCCUCCCACAGCUGGAGGUGCUGGACAACUCAGAGGGGGAGGACCUUGCUGUGCUGACGUCCCCGCACUGUGCCCAGGGACGCUCCUCUCAACUAACCCUUAAGUCACCUUAAACUGAUCCCUUAGAAAUCAUUACCCUUAUCACCUUAAAAUAAUUCCUUAUAAAUCAUCCUAAUAUAUUUAUAACUUUAAAACUUUAUUUACCCAUUACAAAACACUAAACUAACUCAUAGAUUAAACUUAUCUCCAGUUACCUAACUAUCAUCCCCUAAACUGACCGUAAACAUGAAGCCAGUCUCGGUUUAAAGGGUCGGGCUUAUGUAUUCACUUCUCUAUGCAAGCUACAAGAGUAUGUUGUGUUUUUCUCGUGAGUGAAAUAUGCGCGUAUAACUUUUAAGAUUUUGGACUCUGCACGGGGUUGCCAGGGGGUUUCUUUAAUCUAAGCUUUGUACAUAGAUAAGGUUAUAUGUUACUAGAGGAUUGAUGAAGACAGACAGACUUAACCAACACAGCCAUAUGACAGUGAUAAUCAAAUUACUGCAGUAGUUAAUUUGUGGGCUAGCAUGUUACCAAAUAUAGUAAUCAAUUUAGUGUUAGAGUAGUGAACCUAAUAACUCCUAUAGUAAUAAUUGUUUCUUGUUCAUACACUGUUGUAACGAAUCAUUUCCCAAAGUAAAACAUAACGAGAUAGUCAUAGUUAAUCUUCGGAACUGCAUCAUAUAAUUGAUCUUAAUGACCUGACAAACUUUAUACAACUCAGUGAAUUAUAUUAUUGUGUAAUAUCAACACAUCACAGAGUUAUCACAUGUUGGUAUUUGAUGUUUUUACUGUAGUAUUUAGGCUACGCGAAUCUUUGGCGAAUUUUAUUAUUUUGUUAUCCAACAGUGGGCGACCUCACUCUGCAUAUUCCUACGUUAUCACAACACAUCUCUGGUUAUUAACUAAAUGUAAGCAGACGUCAUGAUUCUCUGUAAUUUUAUAGUUAAAACUUUGUCAUAAAAUUUGGAAUCGGCUUCGAUGACACAAUCCAUACGACUACAAUCCUGUGCUUGUAAAACUUUGCUAUCCGCCGGCAGUUUUUACGGUGUCGGGGAUUCUGAUACGCUUAAAUUUUCAAAUGGAGAAUAUGAAUAUUGUCACUUGCAGCUUAAUGGGCCAGCAGUCACUCUGUAUUUCACUCACAAUUUCUGAACCAUUUCUGUGUGGUGUCGGCGUACAGAGGUGCGGGUCCCAGGCCAGUCAUUAGUCAUCCUGUACGAAAGGCCUGGCUGGCCUGGCUUGUCUAAAGUUUGUGAUACAUGGUUAUGUUGCUCGUGUGGCUCAGUGACGCUCCACAACACCUCCGCAUCACCUCGCCGCAAUCUGUAGGAAUGUAUGUGUGUGCCGGCCUAACAAAUGCUGAUCAGUUUUCACUAUCUAUUCUGCUCGCUAUCCCUCCACACAUGACACGCCAACCGAAGCUAAGUUAAGCUUACCUGGACCUUCUCUGCCACCUGCCUGGUCAGGGAACAGGUAACUCAAGAAACAGAGAAGAAACUGACUGAAAUAACCAAACAAAAAGAAACCAGGGAAAUUUCUAACACCAUAGG